UUUCGUAAAUUGUGUGAUAUAUUUUUGUGUUAUUGUGUGUUAUUCAAUUGAAUGCGUCUUUUAUUUAUUCGAAUGAAUUUUGUUUUGAUGCAAUAUAAAAUUUGUGUCGUACAUUUUGCAUGAAUCGUGAUUAGUUGAUCCGUUGGAUCAAGCCCUCUUUAAAAGCGAUUAACCAAAAGUGCUGAACGCAUCGAAAAAGUGUAUUGAAAAACUUGCUUUUUGAACUAAAUCAAGACGAAAAGUGUAGCAUAUCGCAAAAAACCUGUUUACAAAAGAAACAACGAACAAAAUUUCGAUCAUUUUCGUCUUGGAACAAAAAUAAUAACAUAAUAUAAAAACAGCUAAAUACUAAAGGUACGAUUUUUUCUGAAGAUCAACCGAAACGAGAGGUACAGAGAGAGAGAGAGAAACGAAAAACGGUUAAAUCGCCCGAUUUUGUGCAAUGCUAAUUUCAGUGGAUAGCUAAAUAUGUUGUGUGCAUGAAACAUCGACGCCCGCAGGUGGUUUGCCUGUUGUUUUAUUUCGCUUACAGUGUAAAAUAUCGUGUAAGAAAAGGAAUAUUAUAAAUUCGAUGUAUGUAGUUGUUGUUGUUCUUUUCCUCAAAUUCCGAACAAGUGUUACUAUUGACCCUGUGUGUGACUUUGUGUGCUUGUUAAUGUCUUCUACUUUAAAGCAAAUCGUCAGCAUUAAAAACAAAUACAAAGAAAAUACAAUUGACAUAGACAAAGCUAUUCCAUACUACUGUUUAAUCACACAAACUCAUCGCACAAAAACCAAUUCAUUUUCCAACCAUUUGCGUUCGGUUUAUAUAUUCGGCCUUUGAUGAAGUCCGACGAAGUAAGUGACCAUUUCGAUGCUCGCAGAACACAUACUAUGAGUGAAGUUAUUUAUGCGAUUACAAGCAAUUAAUCGAAGAGUGCUAAAACAAUCAAAACGUGUUCAUUCGUGCGGGAUUCAAAACUAAAAGUAAAUGACAUUGUAUUUGCCUGCUGUUGCUGCUUUUCUACGCAAUUUAUUUGCACAUAUUGGAAUGCAAUUGACUUGCACUUAUGUGUAUGAGUAUGUGUGUGUGUGAACAUCAUUCAUGCCCAUUUGCAACAAGUGUGUUUGUGAAUAGUAAAAACGGAUGUUAGCUGCAACAUUUUUCCAGGAUUAAAUCGAUUUGAACGCGAACAAAUUGCACGGCAUAGUUACAAAAGCUGGCGUUGAAUCAAAAUCAUCCAUAAACAGUAGCGGACCAGUGCAAAGUCAAUCGUCAUCAUAUUUAACGGCCGCAUUGACAAAAUUAUCAUUGAAAUCAUCAUUGAAGACUGAAAGUCCUCCGUACAAAAUGCCACCAGCACCAUUAAAUGAAAGCAGCAGCAAUGCUUAUACAGACGCUCAAAUACCAGGCAUGACACUAAUCAAUGACACUCAACCAAAUGUAUCGUCCGUAUCGUUGCGAACACAUUCAUCUAAAUUUCCGAUUGAACGCGAACUGAUAUUGUCUAGUGACAAGGCAUCAUCAAAAAUUCCAUUAAUGCAUGAGUCGCGCACCCCAUCUGGUGUACGCCGUGCCGGUCUACCACUAUUAUCACGUCAACCGGGCUCCAUUGCACCUGAUCAUCCUCCGAAACAAGUACAUGCAUGGCAAAAUUCGCAGCAUUCAAAUUCGCAAGAGAUAUUGCAACAACAACAUCAGCCGAUCAUUCAACAGACGCAGUCAUCGUUGACUGGUGCUAUAUCACGUACACCGGCCCGUUUGCCGGAAGAUGUGACGGCUUUAGCUGAUCGAGAUAAUGUCGGUCGCGAUAGAGAUGCCAAUAAUAAAAAUGCAGUCACAAAAACCUAUCACACCUUAAAAGAUUUGAUUUCUUCCAAAUUCAAGAAGGACAACAACGAUGUGGCCGAUGAACUUAAUAAUGUUGUAGUUGUGCAACAACAGCAGCAGCAGCAGCAACAACAACAACAAAACCUCUCCCAAAGUAUCGGUAAAUCACCAAAUGAUGAUUUUCGAAUGCCACAUACUCCAAUCCCAUCGCAUAUUCGGCAAAUGCAAAAUUUGAAUCAAUCACAACCAAAUAUUGCGCAAAAAACGAAUGGUGCCGCUGGUGCAAUGAAUGGUAACGGUGUCGGCAGUGAUGUAUUUCGAAAGAUCCAACAAGAACGGGCCGCUUCACAGCCACAACUCAAUUUACCAAUGUUUGAGCGACGCAAUUCAACCGACAUUGUCACCGACAGCGAUGACGGGGGAUUCAAGAAAAUCGAACAAUCCACUAGAAUAGUUAAUCGACGGCCACAAACAAUGUAUCAUUUGUCAACACCACCAACACAACCUCCGCCACAUCCGCCAAUACAACAGCAGCAACAACAACAACCGCAUUACCAGUCAUUUUCAUCCCUAUUUCAACAUCAAUAUUUGAACAAUCAACCAAAUCAAUAUCAACACUCACAUAUGCAUCAACAUCAGUCCCAGGUGAAUAUGCAACCAAAUCAAAAUGUGAAUGCAUUUGCCGGACGAUUUUCCAGCCAAACGGAAAUGUCAACGUCGGCAUUAUUGCAAACCCGUCAAGAUGCACAACGUGCAUCAUUUCAAAAGCGACUACAAGAGAGUGAAUCAACCGGUCCACACGAGACUACGCCACAAAUGUCACAGCAACAACAACAACAGCAGCAGCAGCAGCAGCAGCAACAGCAACAGUCGAAGCUACAGCCGUUACAAAGAAUGGAACCACGUCAAACGCAUGAUGCAAAUAAAAAUGUAUCAGGUUCAGCAAAUAGUUCUGACUACGAUAAAAGCGGAAAUCAAAGUUCAAAUGUUGAUUCGGGUCGUGGUAGUGCCGCAUAUUCAAGCGGUCGCAAAGCACAACUUGAUACAGAAAGUUCGGAUUCACCGUUACGCGAUGAUACAAAAAAUGACGAUUCCGAAUGGGUUGACAUUGUCGAUGCUGAACUUCGACACAUUUUAGAUCCAAGCAUGCAAGCGUUAUCACUUCGACCUGAAAGUACAGUGUCCGGAAGUGUAUCGUCAAUGUCACCACCAUUACCACCAUUGUCACCUGAUAAUAGUUCGUACAAAAUGCCUUCCAAUUCAAAGGAUGUAUCCAAACAAGAAUAUGGAACGGAUAGCUAUAAUCGACCGGGACGCGGAGCAUCGGCAAUUGGACCGUCUCGAGCCGGUUGGCCGGGAUCGGCAAUUCAUAAACAAGGGGUCUCAUAUGGAAAGCCGUCACAAAAGUUCUCAGGAAAAAAGCAUGAACAAGCUGUUCUAAAGCGACACCUUUUUGGUUUGGAUAACGAUCUCACGUCAAAUACGACACGGUCGUUGGAUUUGGAAUCUCUGCUGGGAGCAGCCUGGGGCACGACACAAUCAGUUAGUGACUCCGAAACCGAUACACAGGGCAUUCGACACAUUCGAUCACAACUCGAAGGACUUGAGCAUAUGUAUGGUGAGGUCUUGAAAAUGCUUGGCUCACGAAGUAAUUUUCCAGGGCGUUUGCAAGAGUCAUUACGACCACGAGGUAUUGGUAUUCGCCGUCGUCACGGGAGCUUAUCAUCGCUUCCGUCAAGUUCAAUCAGUGGCCGACCAAUUCGAGAUCGUCGACGAAUUGAUGAACGACGAAAAAUUAAAGAUGUCAAAGGAAUAAAUAAGCGUUUCCAAAGACUUGAAUCACAUGUCGUAACAUUGGCUCGUAGCGUUGCCCAUUUAUCGUCUGAAAUGCGGUCUCAGCAUUUGGUAACCCAAGAACUGGAAAAGCUUCGCGAUGAAUUCGCCACUUUAAGUCGAACUCAAGCGGCUCGUACACAGAAUUUGCAACGCAGCACCGUGUCUGCCAAUAAUAAUACAAUCGAACCAGAACCACCAAAUCUAACAAACCCAAAACGAGUAAAAAAAUUGCGUAACUUCUUUGGUGAAGACCCGCCCCUGAUGAGACUAUUUCUAAGAAGUUUGGGCUAUGAGAAAUAUGCGAAUCUAUUUGAAUCGGAACGAGUGGGAAUGAUAGAACUUCCGUAUUUGGGUGAAGAGCGUUUAUCUAAAAUGGGCAUACCACUCGGUCCUAGAAUGAGAAUUCUGUCGGAAGCACAAAUUUCACUUGUGAGAGACACAACUCUGUGUAUUGUUUAACUUAAUCAAUUUGAUGAAUAUAUAAACAGAGUUGGUGAAAGAGCGAGAGAGUCAACUAAAAUGCAUUUGUAAAUUGUUCAUAUUGUUAUGUUUAAAGAGCAGAAACAUUAAAGUUAUAUUAUGAUAUGUACACUUGUAUAGAUAAUAUGUAUAUUCUUAAGUGCAUCCAUAUUUUAAAUUCACUUAGCUAAAUAGAGGCGGUGGACGUGAGAGAAAGUGAGAAAUAGUGAGACAGAGAGUUAAACGUUUUAACAUUCUUUUCGAAAGGAGUUCAAUUUUUCCAUACGAAUAUAAAUUUAUACAUUUCAUAAUUCGCAUUGCAUCGUCACCAUCAUGAGCAUACAAUCAAGCGCUCUAAACUGUUGCUGGUCUGUCUCUAUCUUGCUCUAUGUGUGUGUGUGUGUGUGUGUGAUGACGACGAUGAUGCAAGCGCGCGUAUUUCAUCUUUCCAAGUGAUAAGUUCGAAAAGACGCCAAACAGUUUCAAGCAAAUUACUUUGUUUGUAUCACUUCUUCUCUCAAACAAAAUAUUUUGAUUGCAAAUUGCAUACAAAUUGUGCACUUGUUUGAAACGAUUUUUUUUUACUUUCUCUCGUCUCAUUUCUUUCUUAUUUUCUUUGUUAAAACAUACGGAAGAGCACAUGCUUGUUUUCUUACAAUUUAGUCUACUAAAAGCAAAUAUAACGCCAACAACAAAAAUAAGCAAAAAAU
Contarinia nasturtii (swede midge) is the source of this 4815-nucleotide messenger RNA. Its product is annotated as dual specificity protein kinase splA-like. Gene Ontology annotation, molecular function: protein binding. The transcript is spliced from 12 exons. Lineage: Eukaryota; Metazoa; Arthropoda; Insecta; Diptera; Cecidomyiidae. The coding region runs from base 1331 to 4105 and encodes 924 amino acids. The record is from RefSeq and is a predicted model, not a curated record.